Malania oleifera is the source of this 1202-nucleotide messenger RNA. RefSeq names its product PRA1 family protein H. The coding region runs from base 83 to 886 and encodes 267 amino acids. The record is from RefSeq and is a predicted model, not a curated record. The transcript is spliced from 3 exons. Lineage: Eukaryota; Viridiplantae; Streptophyta; Magnoliopsida; Santalales; Ximeniaceae. Gene Ontology annotation, cellular component: endoplasmic reticulum; Golgi apparatus. Gene Ontology annotation, biological process: vesicle-mediated transport.
UUUCUGAAAAAAAGAAACAUUUCUAAGCAGACAAAAGAGCCAGAAAAUCAGUGAUGGAGUUGUACGAGAAGCAGCGGGAAGAAUGGUAUUCUCGGCCAACCCUUUAGCUCUGAGCGUUCCCGAGCCGGCCUUCGAGUCGUGGCUCCGCGACGGCGGCUACCUCGAAAUCCUCGACCAACGCACCUCCGACCUCCACUGCCACGCUCCCACCUCCGCUAGCACCACUUCAGCCACCACCUCUGCCGCCGCCACCGCCACCGAGGCCGUCUUCAAUGGCUUUUUUGCACCGGCGUUUUCGUAUAUUUGGACUUUACUCUCUUUGAUCACUCUCAACCCAUUUGCGAAGCUCACCGCUGAGGAUUUCUCUUGCGAAACGCCGUCGUGGACCGUUGGUUUUAUUGGGUUCUUCGACUCUUACUCGAUCCCUUCGUCGCCGUCACAGGCUCGCCUGAGGGUGCACGAGAAUGUCAAGCGCUAUGCUCGGAACUAUGCGUCGCUCUUCAUCUUGUUCUUCGCUUGUGCUCUGUAUCAGAUGCCUCUAGCCCUUGUUGGGCUGCUAUCAGGUUUGGCUCUGUGGGAUGCUUUCAGGCUAUGCAGUGAUCGAUGGGGCUUGCAUCAAUAUCCUGCAGUUCGGCAGAGCUUGAUUCGCAUUAUCCAAUGUGCCACGAUUAUUAUUCUGUUCUUUUCCAACGUUCAGGUGGCUCUCUUCUGUGCACUUGGUGUUAGUUAUGCAGGUGACUAUUGGGUUUUCAUGUUUAUUGGUGUGUUAAAUCCCCUUAUUCUGUCAGCUGCCUUUAUUUUCUAUGCUUUUGUAGUUAUGCUUUCGCAUGCCGCAUUUCGGAAGCUGACUCCUACAAAGCAACCUACUUGUGGGAGAUCAAAAUAGGAGGUUCAAGAAGCUGAGAUUUACUUGGUUCAGGAUUUGGUUUCUAUGAAUUUUGCACAAGCAGAUCAAUAGUAUUUCUCUUAAUAGUGCUCAUCUUGUAGAUACAAAUGGAGGAUUCCUGUUCCGUCUGUUACAUUUUCCUUUUGUGCGGGCCGUGUAAAUGAAAAAUAUUACAUUUCCUUCAAGUUCUAGGUUAGAGCUUUUUGUGUCUAGCUAGACCUCAUGAUGCUAAAUUGGGAAGAUCAGUUAAUUGCUUGGCAGUCGUUUUAGUGUGUACAAGGAUUCUUGUUGUCAUGUUAAUAUUUUCUUUUUCGUA